Fragaria vesca subsp. vesca is the source of this 894-nucleotide messenger RNA. RefSeq lists its product as uncharacterized. The transcript is spliced from 4 exons. The record is from RefSeq and is a predicted model, not a curated record. Lineage: Eukaryota; Viridiplantae; Streptophyta; Magnoliopsida; Rosales; Rosaceae. Bases 574 to 894 code for a protein of 106 amino acids.
ACGAGUUGGAUGGGUAAAUUGGUCACUGAAUUCUUUAGUCUAAUGGGAAUAUCAAUGAAUGAGAUCGAUCUAUAUCCCUCUCCUUGAUCUGAUCGGCUUGCUUAAGAGCGGCGGUUUUGAUCUCGUCGGCUUUCUUGGAGGGCUCGGCGGCGAACUUUGGGAUUUUGGCGGAGGUGGUGAACUGGUGAUGGUCUGAUUUAUUGGCUGCUUCUUCGGCGAAGCUAUUGGGUCGUUUCCACGAAGCUUGAGGCUCAGCUCCUGGAGAUUGCAAAGCAACAUGAGGCGGAUGAGUUUACAAUCGAGUGAUGGGAAGAGGACACCUCAGUCUAACAAAGGGAGGCUUGCUUCUGAGAUUGUUCUCUCACUCGGAUCCGCUCUCAGAAGUCAGGCACGGUAGUGUCACUCAUCCCACGAUUCGCGCUACGGAAUCGGAAUCGGAAGCGAAGCGGCCCGGAGCGCACGGAAGAAUAGCAGUGGAUCGAAUCGAUCUCGGUGAAAUCAAAUAUAGGGUUUCUCAGUGUGGAUCUGCUAAACUAUGAGGGGGUCAUCUGGGUCUGAGAAUAGAAGUUGGUCAUGGAACGGCAACGACGAUGGGGUAACGCGGUCGUAAUAAGACGGCGAUCGGCGAGGUUUCGGAGCCGGGUGGUCGGCUCGUGUCGCUUCUUCAAGAUUUCCGGGAAAACCUCUGGUUUCUAUUCUAGGAAUUCCCAUGACCAGAUCUGCCGUCAUUCCAGAUCAGCUCGAACCCAAUCAACAUACCACAGGGUUAUUCUUCAGGCUUCACAGGGGCAGCUUGUUCCUCAAACUCACCUACGACUGCACCAUUCUCAAAAUCUACUUGUGCAGAUUACAAAGCAUGUGCACCUUGAUCUCUGGCUGCUAGCUACUAUAUAG